AUGGAGAUCGAGUUCGAUGGUGUUGAACGUGUUGGGGGUGACAUGUUUCAAAGUGUUCCAAAGGCCGAUGCGGCUUUCCUAAUGUGGAUUCUGCAUGAUUGGGGUGACAAGGAGUGCGUCCAAAUCCUUAAGAAAUGCAGAGAAGCAAUUUCAGAGGAGAAAGGAAAGGUAAUAAUUGUUGAGGCUGUGAUUGAAGAAGGGAAAAUGGACGAGCUAAGUGAUGCGAGGUUGGCGCUGGACAUGGCGAUGAUGGCUCAUACAAAUGCCGGCAAAGAAAGGACAUUGAAGGAGUGGAAAUUUCUUCUUGAAAAGGCUGGAUUUACAAGAUAUACAGUGAAAUCCAUUCAUGCUGUGCAAUCUGUUAUUGAGGCCUUUCCUUAGCUUAGUUAUGUUGCAUUUCCCGAAGGCACGUGGA
Molecule: messenger RNA, 415 nt
Organism: Corylus avellana
Lineage: Eukaryota; Viridiplantae; Streptophyta; Magnoliopsida; Fagales; Betulaceae
Source: RefSeq, a predicted model, not a curated record